Caenorhabditis angaria is the source of this 1663-nucleotide messenger RNA. The record is from the annotation of a GenBank genome assembly. NCBI's taxonomy places the organism in Eukaryota, Metazoa, Nematoda, Chromadorea, Rhabditida, Rhabditidae.
AUGAGUUAUCCACUUGUUGCUGGAAUUUAUGAAAUUGAUGGAAGACAAUAUCGAAAAACACCAUAUCAGUAAGUACAGUAACCCGAAAUGUUUGAAAAAAAAACGAUGGAAUUUGAACAUUUUUUUUCGAAACCUAGUAGAUCACGUGGGGUUGAUACGAUUAAUUUUGAAAAUGCGUUUUCAAGAUUUUAGAUCGUGUCACGUGUCCAAUUAAAUUUCAAAUUUAUUUUUUUGAGAAACGGAACCAUCAGCUGAAAAUUUGAAUUGAAACAAAAUUGGGAUCAAUUUCUGAUACUCAAAAUCAGAAAUUCGAGUACAAAUUUUUGAGCCACAUUUUUUAGAUCACUUGUUCCGGAAACAAAUUCUGCCUCAUCAAAAAAACCAAAUCGUGAAAAAUUCCGCGAUGUUCCUGAUGUUUAUGAAGAUGAACCUGCUUGUACAAUAUCCAGUGAAUCACAAAAACCACCAGAAAUCAGUCAAAUCGAUCCGAGAAUUUUGAUCCAUUCAAAUGGCAAAAAAUGGACAGCUGAAAUAAAUGUGCCAGCGAGUUUGAUGGGAAAAUUUUUCGGACAAAAUCGAAGAAGUUUGAAAAUUCUGGAAGAUGAAACUGGAUGCAAAAUAAAAACACCAAGAAAAGAAAAACAUGCACCAUGUGGUGAAUAUUUGACAAAAUUCCGAGCGAUUUUUAAAAACGAAAUAUUUUCAUUUUCAGAAAUUACAUCGAUUCAAAGUUUGGAAAAUGUUCAAAGAUGUUUGGAUCGAAUUGAGAUUUUCUUAGUGGAUGCUAAGAGAACGGUAAUUUUUCUAGGAAUUUUGUAGGCUGAAAUUAAUUUUUUUUCAGAUGCGUAUCACACAUUUCAUCGCAUUUCCUUGUGAUCAUCCGGAAAUUCAGGAAAAUUUCGGAUUUUUCCGGGAUGCUAUUUUGAGUGGAGAUCAUUUUGAUGUAAGAUUUUUUGGGGAUUUUUUUGGGAAAACCCCGAGAAAAACUUAAUUUUUUCAGGCUUCAUGCAAAAAAGAAAAAUUGUUCACAUCUCCAGCUAGACUUCAUUUAACUUUGGAAACUGUGGUUAUUUUUGAUGAAGUUGAAGAUUUGGAGAAAAUUGAAAAUGUUUUUGAAGACUUGAAAAUGGAAAUAAGGUGAGUAAAAACGGAUUACUGUAUUUUUUAAUUUUUUCUGAUAAUUCAAGUUUCCAAAAAUAUGCAAAAUAAAGUCGAACUUCCAGAAUUUCAAAGUUAAUUCCAACCAAAAAAAAAUUUCAGCAAAAUAUUGAAUUCAAAACCAUUGAUCCUCGAUAUUCAAGGAAUUGAUAUAAUGAAUGAUGAUCCAUCAAAUGUCAAUGUUCUUUAUGCAAAAAUAAAAGGAGAAAAUGUUCAAAAAAUUGCAAAUUUGACACGUGACACUUUCAUCCAAGCCGGAUUCACAAAAUCCACUUCAGAAUCAGAAGAAGAUGUCAAACUUCAUAUGACUUUGAUGAAUGCUCGAUAUGUUUCACAAGCUGAAAAUCUGAAAUCAAGAUAUUCAUUUGAUGCAACUGCAAUUCUUGAAGAAAUGAAAGAAAUGUAUUUUGGAACUGUUCAAGUUUCUCAAAUUUGUUUAUGUCCUCUCAAUUCAACAACUUCCAAACAACAAUUUUAUACAAAAUUGGCAACUUUGAACUUUUAA